ACCACCCCCAACUCGUGUAUUUUCAUUUACACAAACAAUCGAUAGCACUCCCUCUUUCUUCCGUAUAUAAUCUACAUAAUGCGAUCAUCCUCACUUUUAUUCCUUCUUCUCCUUUGACCUACUCGCCUCUCCUCGAUCUUCCUCCACCUACGUUUUCUUGUUCACCCACAAGCCCGCUCAUACACUUAAAAAAAACACACAGUGAAAAUAAUGCUCGGUUGCCAAUCCGUCCGUCUUAUCCAUCUUCUCUGGAGCUCGCAGACUCCUUCCGGCGAGCAAGAGAAGCUCACCAUCAAUGAUGCCCUCUCAGUCUCUCGGUACUCGAGCAGACGCAAAAUUGAAGUCUCUGCUGUCCCCGACCAGUCAUCUCCAGCACAUCCGAUCGAGCCCCCUGCCUCUGCUUGGCCUGCAAAAAGAAGAAUUGCGCCAAUGGCCAUGCUCUCCCCUGUUUCGAUAUUCUCGAUGCCUGCACUCACCAGUAGCUUACGAUCCUCAAACGGAAGCUCUCCCAUCUCCCCAUUCUCGAUUAAAGAGCGAGGAUUAGGUGCCGAUGUUGGUCUUUCUAAAAGAGAAAAGGCCCUGUUUGCUUCGCCUACGCAAUUGGACAUCGAAAGCAGGAGCGGACAAGUCGCAGAAAUUGGUGCACCCUUGACGCCAAUUUCCGUGGACGUCUUAAAAGAAGAACAAGAGAAAAAACAAGAAAUGGAAAUGGAGACGAACGUGAAUGCGUUAGAGGUCAAGUCUGCGCCGCAAUAUGUCGCCCACAUGUUCAAAUGGAAGCAAGGCGGUAACUUCGUCAAGGUCACUGGCACCUUUGACAAAUGGGAAAGAAACCAUCGUUAUGAAGAAAUCUCUCCACAGCCCGGACCAUUUCGAGAGUAUCGUGAGCCUAGACCGCUCCCAAAAUAUUCAAUUCAAGUUCAUUGUCGAUGGCCAGUGGAGAUGCACGGAUGAAUUUGGUACAGGGUACGAUACAGUUGGUCAUUUGAACAAUGUCCUGCCGGCCAUUUGAGUCGUGAUCACCAUCGUGCCCUAGCCAGGCGUAACAACCAUAUUCCUAUAUACCCUUUCUUCCUCAGAGGAACAUGCAUCCACACAUGAACGUAAUAAAAUCGUUUCUAUAUUGUUC
Messenger RNA from Gamsiella multidivaricata, 1129 nucleotides. RefSeq lists its product as uncharacterized. The record is from RefSeq and is a predicted model, not a curated record. NCBI's taxonomy places the organism in Eukaryota, Fungi, Mortierellomycota, Mortierellomycetes, Mortierellales, Mortierellaceae. The transcript is spliced from 4 exons. The coding region runs from base 211 to 954 and encodes 247 amino acids.